AAGAAGAAGAAGACGAGGAUGGUGACGUCAUCACUGCGUCGACACGCAACAACAGACGACAUUGUGGGUUUCGUAAUAUUUUUGAAGGUUUGCUAGCCAUUGUUUUGUUGUUUUAGUAUCAUUAAAACAUUAAUCAUUGGAAAUAUUCUCUACAGAAAGAAUAGGAGCUUCUCCUUUGACAAACAAAGAACGCAAGGAGUGUUACUGUUGUUAUUGUUUUCGUUUUCGUAAGCUACCGAUCUUGUUAAGCUAACACACCCACCAUCUUCAAGAAGAUGGCCUGCACUUUGGAGAAAGUGUUGGGAGAUGCUAGGACAUUGCUGGAGAGGUUAAAGGAGCACGACACAGCCGCCGAGGGACUCAUCGAGCAGUCGGGGGCCCUCAGUCAGAGGGUGCAGAGCAUGAAGGAGGUGGGGAAUGCUGUCCCAGACAAGGCAGAGGACGCAUCAGAGCUCCAGGAGAUGAUCAAGUACAAGCCUCAUGUUCUACUCACUCAAGAAAACACUCAAAUCAAGGAACUCCAGCAGGAAAACAAAGAGCUGUGGCUGUCUCUGGAAGAGCACCAGUAUACGUUAGAGCUGAUCAUGGGCCGUUACCGUAAGCAGAUGUUGCAGCUGAUGAUGGCCAAAAAGGAGUUGGACACCAAACCCGUUCUGUCCUUGCACGAGGAUCACGCCAAAGAAGUGCAGAGCCAGGUGGAGCGAAUAUGCGAGAUGGGCCAGGUGAUGAGACAAGCCAUGCAAGUGGACGAUCAACGCUAUUGCUCCCUUCGAGAGAAGCUUGCCCAGUUAGAGAUUGAGAACAAGGAGCUGCGGGACCUUCUGGCUAUCAGCAAAGACUCAAUGGAGGCAGCAAAGGAAGACGGCACCCAACCAGCACCAGCAACAACACAGGAAAACAAUGCUCAACACGAGUCCAAUAAAUGAUAUAAAGGGCAUCUCAUUGGAACUUUUAGGACUGAAAAGUCUUUGUCCUUGACUUUGUGCUCACUAUGGAUGGAUGGCACUCUGUUAUACCACAGCAUUUUUUCAUAAUGUACUGAUGAUAGUUGUCUAUUUUCCUAAUUAUGCGCGGAAAUUUAAUAUUUGCUUUCAAGGAAGACAAGAAAGGAACAGCAAAUAUGAUUUAUAGUCCGAGUAGCGCUUUAUUCUGUUAUGAUUUAUUCAAAGAUCCUCUGUGACAGGAGCGCUCUGAUGUUUUUACAGUUGAACUUUUUUUUUUUAAUGUCGAAAAUAGUUCUUUGUCAUCUAAGGAAAAGAACGUUAAUAUGGUAGACUUGUGAUUUCAGUCAAAUAAAGUCGAAAUGUAAAUAAAACAUGGCACUUUUAACUACA
Molecule: messenger RNA, 1334 nt
Organism: Doryrhamphus excisus (bluestripe pipefish)
Lineage: Eukaryota; Metazoa; Chordata; Actinopteri; Syngnathiformes; Syngnathidae
Gene: sike1
Product: suppressor of IKBKE 1
Source: RefSeq, a predicted model, not a curated record